CUACAGCUUUCCCUGAACUGAAACCAGCAGGGAUGUAGGAGGAUUUCUGAAUUUUCCCGUGCGGUGCCCACCAAGUUAAAAAGAUGGCUGCAGAAAGGCAUUGCAUAACUGUUCUCUUACUCUAUUUUAAGCACUUUCCUGCAUUUAUUUUAUUUAAUAGGCAUUUGUGUCAGACCAUAGCAUAUAGAUGCAACUAAAUUUAUAAAAAAACAAGGAAACUGGAGCAAAUUUUUGCACUCCAGCUGGAAGAUUGCUGCAUUUUCCCAUAUGUAUCAAGCAAUAUACCAAAGACAACAGACACCUGGGUCAGAAGGAGACCAGAAAUCCAGAGAUACUUAGUAGCAUAAUGAGUCAUUAGUGUCCACAUUUGAUUUUGGCAUUGCAGAAACCUUAUAAACACAUUUUUCUACAACUACAUGCAGCACUUAUUUUCCAUAAAAUACAUGAAUAUGUGUAGAUACUCUAAUCCAUUUUGCUUCUCAAUUCACUGCCUCUUUUCAUCACUUAUGAAAUACCUGGUUGCUAGAACCUUGAAGGUUAUUCAGAGUAGUAGCUGUACUAACCUUUUUCUUGAGCUCUGAAAUAUCAACUCCAACAACCCCUCUGCACACACACACACAGUCACUCAAAUGAGACACAGAGGGGAGGGGGGUGUGUGUUACUAAGCCUCUCCAGAUUCUGAUACAAACCAGAAGUUCUAAGCAAGACUGAUUUGUUGGGGGUUUUUUGAAAGAAGGAAAAAGAAGAAGAGGGAAAGGAGGGAAAAGAAGGAGAAGAGGGAAAGGCAAAAGAUAGCCUUGUACUGGAGAGUCGUUGCCUGCCAGGAAUUCACUCCAUGCGACUGGAACUCAUGCUGCCAGGAGCUGUCCCCAAAAGAGCAGUUCCCCAGUGGCUGCCCCAGCUUCCCCCCGAACAGCCCAGGGUCACUGGAGCCAGCUGGACAGAGCCACAACCUGGCCAACCCCAGAAGAUAAGUGCAGUUUACCACCAAAUCCAGAGGUUCCCUCUGCCUUACAUAUAUGGGAAGGUGGGGAUAUAGACUGUUCAUACCACAGAAGAUAAAGUUUUAUAAGCCAGAACCUACAAUUCUCAAUUACAAAUUGACAGUCAGAGGUUAUAUAAAUUUAUAAAUAAAAACAUGGAAUACCAUUAAUUCUUGUCUGUGGUUGCGGAGAUUGAACAUGAUGGCAGCAGCAGCAGUUCUGAGGUGAUAAUGACGUUUGAUAUAAGUGAUUUUUGGCUUUUUAGGACAGAGGGACAACCUGUGCGUCCUCCACUAAAAACUUCACAAAAGAAGCCAAUUGAGGCAGCCUUAUAUGCAUUUUUUUUUUGCUUAUUCCUACAAAACAGGGCAGCGGGGACACCUCAAAUUAAAAAUUAAACAUGUUUUUUAACAAGAUGCUCUCAUGUUUAAAAAUUGAAUGGAUUCAAGAAUGGAGAGAGGUUCUGUGAUAUUUAUGGGUAAAGAUGAAACAAAUCUUAUAUAGAUAAAGAUUUUUUUUGUUACUACAAUGAAAAUCAGUCUACAAUAAAUAAGUAGCAUAUUACAUAGUAAUAAAUAAUCUAAUGCAACAACUAUCAUUAGUCUGGAUCUAAUUAUUAAAAAAAGAGGCAAUAAUUAUGCAGUUAAGGUACUUAUUGUUCCUUAUAAGGAACAAAUUUUACAAAACCAGUCUGCAUUGUUUAUUUUUUUAAACUAAGCCAUCAGUGAGUUGUUCAUAUCUAUAGAUACUCCAGUCCCCAGGCUGUGCCCUUCUCUGUGUUACUGUAUGUGCAGCUCUGUAACACAGCAUUGCUGUUGCUCCCAACAGGCCAUAAGCUUUGCACUGAGUUUGCAUGGCCUCGGAACUGAGGCUUGCCAGGUCUGCUCAGUUUGACCUUGUCCUGACCCACCUGUGACUUUGUUUUGCUUGGCACAACUGUGACAGCAGUUUCUUGAACUGAACUUCAUUUAUGAAAGGUUAACUCUGGGUUUAUGUAGGGAGAAGUGACAAAUAGUUCCUGCAGGUGGGAUGAGAUAUUUAGUACUCUUAGACAAUGACACAGUCCAGAGAAACACAGGCCUGGUACAACAGCAGAGAUCUUGUGAUGCGGAGGCACAGGAUGAAGGAGAACAGGCAGGGGCUGUGCUCACGUGCAUGACCCAACACCAAUAAAAUAGGAGCCUAAAGCAUGAUGUAGGUGUGCAAAGGUGCAGAGGUAAGAGGAGGAAAUGAUCCUUCCUGAGCCUGUACAUGAUAACCAGGUCAGCCCACACUAGACUGAAAUAUUCCCUCUAUCAUAGAUACCCCUGCCUUUGAACAGAGUAAAUGCUGGAAGCACUAGGGAGCUGUUGCCACAACACAGAGUAAUAUGUGGCACAGAGCCAGGCUGAAAAAGAGCAGCUUAUUGAUGCAGCAGUUUCGAUUCUCCAACUGCAGACUGUUCUGCUUCUUUGGCAGACUCAGAGAAAAGCUGGAGUUUCACUUUCUGUUUCCAGUGAAAGUGGUCACAGACCACAUGACAGUUGGAUUCUAUAAAAUGGGAAGCAUAAUAACAGUGAGCAGCACUCCUUCAGCUUUGAAGCUACUGAAGGCAAGUGAGCAGAAAAGGAAAACCAUGAGUACCAUUUCCAAGGAUUCCUUGAAGACUUCCCUGCUGCACUUACAAUGUCAUUUUACAUGGACUUUGCUGAAGCAAGAUGUAGAUAUUGAUGACCUAGAGGAAACAAUAGUCAAUCAGAUCAAAUAUUUCACAGAAUCUAACCUAACAGAUUAUAAUCUACUAUCCUAUAUAUGUCACCUAAAGAAUUCAAAUGAGAAAGCCCUGAGAAAUCUCAAGAAAGCUGAAGAAAUUGUUCAAAAACAUCAUCCAGAUGAAAUUGCCAGGAGAAGUCUUGUUACCUGGGGGAACUAUGCCUGGAUCUAUUACCACAUGGAGAGAUAUGAAGAAGCUCAAACUUAUGUAAGCAAAGUGGAAAACAGCUGCAAAAAGCUUUCAAUUACUGCUGAUGGGAAGAUGCAGCUUCCAGAGGUCUGUGCUGAGCAAGGAUGGGCAUUAUUACGUUUUGGGGGGAAAAACUAUGAGAGAGCGAAGAAUUGCUUUGAAAAUGCUCUAAAGGAUGAACCCGAUAACCCAGAUUUUAAUGCCGGCUAUGCAACAGCACUGUAUCGUUGGGAAAAUUUAGCUUCCAGAUGUGGUGAAGACACAAGCCCAUCCACUGAGGCCUUGAAGCGGGCAGUGGAACUGAAUCCAGAGGAUACUUGUGUUAUGGCAUUACUUGCAUUAAAACUUCAGGACUUAAAUCAAGUUGAUGAAGGUGAGAGGUACAUUGAAGAAGCUAUGGAAAAAACCCCUGAUCUUCCUUAUUUCCUGCGAUAUGCUGCUAAAUUUUACAGAAGGAAAGGAGAAGUGGGCAAGGCAGCGAAGAUUUUGGAAAAGGCCCUAGCACUGACACCAAAUUCUGGCUUUUUGCAUCACCAACUAGGAAUCUGCUACAGAGAAAAAGUAUUUCAAUUGCAAAGAACAAGAAAUGCACCUCAAGAUGAAGUGGAGAGACUCAUCGAGCUUGCCAUUUCUCAUUUUAAAUUUGUGGCAGACCAAAAGAAAAAAUUUGUUGCUGCCCAUACUGGCCUAGCAAACGUGUAUGCACUAGGCAAGAGAUAUGAAGAAGCAGAAAAGAUAUUUCAGGAACUGUUUCAGAGAAAUAAUCUACUCUGUCAUGAAAAACAAGAGCUCUACUACACUUAUGGCAAUUUUCAGCGUUUUCACAUGAGGUCAGUAUCAAAAGCCAUUGAGUAUUAUAUAGAAGGGCUGAAAAUGAAAGAAGAGUCCUUUGGAAGAAAUAAGUGCAGUGAAGCUGUGCAGAGAUUGUUAAGACAAAAAUUUGAGAGAGGUUCAAGAAAUGCAACAGAUUUUGGUACACUUGGACUCGUUCAUAAGCUAAAUGGUGAGAAACAAAAAGCAAUUGAGUGCUAUGAAAAAGCCAUUGCUUUGGAUCACAAUAAUGAAGAAUAUCAGAAUGCACUAUUUGAGCUACAACUCUCUAUCUCAAGCUAAAGCUCACAAAAAUCCUUCACACCCAAAAAACUCCAAACCCAACGACAUUUCAAGAGACUCUCUAAACUUUUUUUGUUCUUUCAUUGGUUGUUUUUUGUCUUAAGGUAGACUUUAUGACCAGAUGAAACAUGGGUGGUAUCACUUUCUGAUUAUAAUGUAGAAACUGCAGACGAUGAUUGUUCAUUUGUUCAUUUGCUAACAGAGAGCACGCUUAGAUAUAAUGUAACAUAUAUAAUAAUAGCUAUACAAUAAUAGCUCAUCUAACUUAGGUCUUCAAUACUAACGCGGGUCUAAAUGAUUAUCAGUAGAACACAGAACUUCUAAGCUAAAGAUGAGAUAUUACCUUCUACUGAGAAAAAGAUAAGGGAAUCAUAUGGUAGUAUUUUGUCUAGAUAGUUGAAAGGCAUGCUUAAACCAAAAUGGAAUUUCUGAUGCUUUUUCAAGUAUUUAAAAAAUAUCUUUUGUAGAAGGAACUUUUGUUGAAGGCUUGUUCAGUUUACUAACUUGUAUGCUCUUUAAUUAUGAAAAAUAUUAAAAAAGCAUUGUUCACUGUAAAGCUUAUAAAAUGUGUAUUAUUGUUGUGAACUACGAAAGGGUAUUAAAUCCAUCAACUAUU
Messenger RNA from Chiroxiphia lanceolata (lance-tailed manakin), 4654 nucleotides. Its product is annotated as interferon-induced protein with tetratricopeptide repeats 5-like. Gene Ontology annotation, biological process: defense response to virus. Lineage: Eukaryota; Metazoa; Chordata; Aves; Passeriformes; Pipridae. The record is from RefSeq and is a predicted model, not a curated record. Gene Ontology annotation, molecular function: protein binding. Gene Ontology annotation, cellular component: cytosol.